CUUGUUCCUCCGUCUCGACGGCUCGCGACUUCCCCCGCUUCGCUCCACUCUCCCAGUCCGUCCCAGCCCUCCUCGCCGGAGCACACCGCAGCGGCGGCCGCCUGCGCCUGCGCUCGCCGCACACGAGCUGCAGAUGGACACUGUGGUUCCCCGGCUGAGCCGCUCCUCGACGCGUUACGGGCCCGUCAGCAGCAGCGCGGCCUCCUUCAGCGGGCCCGUCCGGAAGUGGCGCAAGGCCUGGGUGCCCCUCGCCGGCGCCGGCGCCGGCGCCGCCGGGUACGGGGGAGGGGCAUCACGGGGUGACAACAAGGUGGUGCUGUUUAGGUGGACGCCGGUGAACGGCGGCUCGGAAGGAGGGGGAGGUGCCGCCAGCGGCAUGGAGCCGGCGUCCGCGGGCCGGCGGCGCUACGUCCCGGCUGCAGGGGAGGCAGAAAACACUAGCAAGAAGGGCACUAGCAGCGAGCUCAACUUGAACCUCGAGCUGGAAGACCCCGAUGACGACACUGAUGCCGAUAUGAGCACAGACGAGCCACGUGACGUGAAAGAUAGCAACCUGCGUCCAGAAAGCCGGUUGAAGCGGAAAGCAUUCUAGCCCCCUGGCAACCUAGAGAUGUGGAUCGGAGCACCAGCUUCAUCUUCCACCUUAACCUGCGAGGUGGAUUUCGUGUACUAUAACCCAGCAUGUAGCUUGUACCAGCCAGCCCGUCCUCCUAUGCAUUCCAGUGUAGAAUGAUGCAUCGUCGCUGAUCCGCCCUAGUUCCCUGUGCUUGCUUGCUAUCAUUUGUCACUCCUGUAAGAAGUAAACUAGUCGUGAACCUUGUGUUGGUGUGUUAAUGUGGAAAGUCCGAUGCUGGGAGCUGCUCGACCCGGUGCUGUGCACAGCAUGAUCAGCUCGUGGCGGUGAAGAGCUGUAGGAAGCGUUGGAUAGGAGAUGCUUCCAGUCCAGCCGUGGUGGGCCGUGGACAGGAAGUUGUCCAUUUGGUUC
Molecule: messenger RNA, 985 nt
Organism: Panicum virgatum (switchgrass)
Lineage: Eukaryota; Viridiplantae; Streptophyta; Magnoliopsida; Poales; Poaceae
Exons: 2
Coding region: 134-592 (152 amino acids)
Source: RefSeq, a predicted model, not a curated record